This is a messenger RNA of Cajanus cajan (pigeon pea), 1264 nucleotides long. RefSeq names its product gibberellin 3-beta-dioxygenase 1. The record is from RefSeq and is a predicted model, not a curated record. NCBI's taxonomy places the organism in Eukaryota, Viridiplantae, Streptophyta, Magnoliopsida, Fabales, Fabaceae.
AAUGUUUCCCACUUCAUCUUCUAGCUAGUAACAUCCAACAACGUUAAUUAAUCUAUACUUGUGUACUAUGCCUUCUCUCUCUGAAGCCUUUCGAGGCCACCCCGUGUACCUUCACCACAAACACCCCGACUUCAACUCCCUCCAAAAACUCCCCGAUUCCUACGCUUGGACUACGCAACCAGAUAACCAUAUUCACCCUAACUCCACCGUCCCCGUAAUCGACUUCAACCACCCCAACGCUCCUAACCUCGUUCGCCAUGCAUGCAGAACAUGGGGUGUCUUCCAACUCAUCAGCCAUGGCGUCCCCAUCAGCCUCUUCGCUCGCAUGCACAAAGCCACCCUCGCCCUCUUCUCCCUUCCUCUUCACCAGAAGCUCAAAGCUGCUCGCUCCCCCGACGCCGUCUCCGGCUAUGGCCGCGCUCGCAUCUCCUCCUUCUUCCCCAAGCUCAUGUGGUCUGAGUGCUUCACCAUCAUUGAUUCCCCUCUUCAACUUUUCCUCCACCUCUGGCCUCAACAUUAUGCUAUAUACUGUGAUAUUGUGAUGGAAUAUCAAGCAGCCAUGGAGAAGCUAGCAGCGAAGUUAAUGUGCCUCGUGUUGGCUUCACUUGGGAUUUCAAAGGAGGACAUUAAAUGGGCUGGGCCGAGAGGGGAAUUCGACGGGGCUUGUGCGGCCUUGCAUUUGAAUUCUUACCCGAGUUGCCCGGAUCCGGAUCGGGCCAUGGGUCUAGCCGCACACACGGACUCCACUCUGCUCACAAUCCUGCACCAAAACAAUGUGAAUGGGCUUCAGGUUCUCAAGGAAGGUGAAGGGUGGGUGGCGGUGCCGCCGCUUCCCGGAGGGCUGGUGAUCAACGUGGGCGAUCUGCUCCACAUUUUGUCAAACGGGUUGUACCCGAGUGUGGUCCACCGGGUGCGGGUGAACCGCACCCGCCAGCGGUUCUCGGUUGCUUAUCUAUAUGGGCCCCCAACAAACGUGGAAAUCAGUCCACAUGUGAAGUUAGUGGGCCCAACUAGGCCCGCACUUUAUCGGUCAGUGACUUGGAACGAGUACCUUGGCACCAAAGCAAAGCAUUUCAACAAGGCUCUCUCCUCGGUUAGGCUUUCUGAACCUAUUAACAGUUCGUUUGAUGUAAACGAGGAUGAGAGUAACGACCUUGAAGUGGUCCAGCUAGAUAGCCCAUAGAGAUAGAGUUGAACUUUUCUUUGGUCAAAUCUUGUACCAGCCAUAAAUGGCAAAAAUUUAAUAAAAUAAAAAUUAUUUGCU